Molecule: messenger RNA, 2287 nt
Organism: Psylliodes chrysocephalus
Lineage: Eukaryota; Metazoa; Arthropoda; Insecta; Coleoptera; Chrysomelidae
Source: the annotation of a GenBank genome assembly
AUUUGCUUUUUAUUCCAAAAUAUUAUCCUGAUAAAAAUACAUCUAAUUUAGCCUAGAUGGCGCAGAUAUGUGCUUUGUGCCCCUAUUUGUUAGAUAACUUCAAUUACAAGUCGGGUUUCCCCAAUGGAUAAUCCCGCCAAGAUCAGCGAUCAGUAAAAUUUUAGGGCGGAUUUUACCUGGCUUCCCAUAAUAAACAUUCAAUCGAUGUCAAUUCACUCGAUUUAUUAAAACGACCGAUUUUAAUUUCGUAAAAUCAAAUCGAUUCUUAAUAUUUUCAUCUUCAAAUACAAACAAUUUAUUAAUCAAUAAAAACAGGUAUUAAAAACGCAAUAUUGAUCUAAUUAAUUAUGAUUGGAAUGUAUUAUUUUAUAUGCUGUGUUAUAAUUCUGUAUAAUUCAAGCGUAUGUGAUUAAAUAGUAUUAAUCGAUUUCUCGAUUGCUCGGAAUCGCUAGAAACCAUUGCAUCGAAACCGCCCCACCAUGUUACAAAAGUUGUUUAUGUUUUGAUUAUGGCGCCCACGAUGUUAUUUAUUCGUUAGUCGGGAAAAUUCAAAAGUUUCACAAAUAUUUGUUAAUCAACAUGCCUCAAACCGACUGCUGUAGCGGAUUGUUAGAAGUGAAAAUUCCGUCGAAAUCGAAAAGAGGAUUUACACCAUGGAAGGCAUGGAAGAAACAAUGGUGCGAAAUUAAACGUUUGGACAGUAUCGAGAACGGAGUGGAACUUAAAUUGAAAUCCAGCAAAGAUGGAAAUGUUUUAAAUUGUUUUAUACUGCCCAGAUCUUCCAUCAUUUGUAGGACAGAGUCUAGAACCAAACAGUAUGCUUUUGGCGUUUUUAAUUUAGGCAGGAAGCAGAAACCUAUUAUAUUUUUAACUGGCGGCUCAGAAUCUGAAUCUCAAGACUGGAUGGGCUCUAUUCGAAGAAUGCUCUCUGUUGCUUCAUAUUUACCAGUUGACAAUUGCAACUUCAGAGUCUCUCUAGUAGACAAUCAUCACUCGAGGUCAGCCGGUCUAUUGGGAACUUUUGGAGUGUUGAGUGUCAACCAACAGGACCUGGUGAUAAGCGAUCCUUGCACGGGUGAACCGAAAAUCACCUGGAAAUGGUUUCAUUUUCACCAAUUCCAUCUUCAGGCACCGCUUCAUUCCGGAGCCGAUCAGAAGAUCAUCGUCAUGCACACCAGCAGCGAAUUUCCUGCUGGCCCCGGGCAGCUUUUCCUUUACUGCAAAUACGCUUCGAACUUGUUACAUCAUCUCGUCGCUAGAGGUCACUAUCCGAAGGCUACAAAUCGACUUAGUCGCAGCGAAGGGGAUCUUUGUAAUGCGUUAAAUAAUUCUUAUCAAUCUGAGAGUCCGGUGUGCCUCAGGAGUCAGACUGGUAGCGAAGAUUCUGGUAUAAGGGCGUCUACCGUUUCGGACGAUUCGGAGUAUCAGUUGAAGACUAAGAACGCUUCAAGUGUGAUCAGUAUUGGAAUGGAUGUGGUAACAAAAACACCUGGUGGUAGUGAAACUGAAGAUUCUUCUCAAGAUCUCCUUAUUCCAGACCAAAAACUUGGUAUUCCAAGAAACGAGUCUGGAAUAUCCCUAGCUUCGGGAAUAUACGAGGAAAUACCAGAUGAUCAUGAAUACAUUUCUGGUGCUUCAAACACAAAACACGCCAGCCACGUCUACGAAAAUCCUUCUGACGUCAUUAUCGAGUUGAGGAAAAAGUUUUUCUUCACGCCACCUCCUUUGCCGCCUAGGUCUGCAGAUUUUGGAUGGUUAAAUAAAAAUCAUUUGUCGAAUGAGUUCGCCACACCGCCACCAAAGCCCCGUUCAAACACCAUGCCGGCACAAGAUCUUUCGAGAAUAUCGAAAAUCUUCACUUCGGAUUCUGACUAUGAAGUGAUGAGUCCCAGCAAAUCUGCAUCGGCGGAAAAACCUAAAAAAUCUUUAGUCGAAAAUUUUUACAUGCCCAUGUUGCCGCUCAAGUAUUUGAAAUUGAAGACUGAGACGAGUGUGACCGUCGAUAUCAAGAAGACUUGAAUUUUUAUGACAAUUUACACGUUUUUACAAAGUAAUUAAUUUAUUGCUUGCUUUUUUUGAAGCACAGUAUCGUGACGAACCUCUUCAUGUACAGCCAGUUGUUCCAAAUCGGAGGUUUUUUGCUUGCAGCUAUUUAUUGAUAGCGGAUUGCAAGAUUUUUGUAUGUGAUUAAGCACUGCUUUCGGAAAAUUGUUGCACUCCACCCAUUUGCGGAGUGUUUUUGAAAUAUAUGUAAGUAUUAAAACGGUUGUCACUCUAAAUGAACAUG